Molecule: messenger RNA, 1860 nt
Organism: Urocitellus parryii (Arctic ground squirrel)
Lineage: Eukaryota; Metazoa; Chordata; Mammalia; Rodentia; Sciuridae
Gene: Polr1e
Product: RNA polymerase I subunit E
Biological process (GO): DNA-templated transcription
Molecular function (GO): DNA binding
Source: RefSeq, a predicted model, not a curated record
GGCCUGUGGAGGCCACGCCUCUUCCGUCGCGCUGCACUGAGGCUCCCGCGUGUUAACCAAAGUGUUUGUGCUUCUUUUUCCUCUCUGGGACCUGACUGUARGACAGGCGCGAUGGCGGCAGAGAUGGCGGCAGAGAUGUUGCCGAGUGCGAGGUGGCUGUACUGUGGGGAGCCGGACGAGAGUCAGAGAGCUGUACUGGUCCAGUUCUCCAACGGGAAGCUGCAGAAUCCAGGCAACAUACGCUUUACCCUGUACAACAGCAACGACUCCACAAAUCCCAGGAAGCGGAAACAGCGAAUUCUAGCAGCUGAAACAGACAGACUUUCCUAUGUUGGAAACAAUUUUGGGACUGGAGCCCUUAAAUGCAACACUCUGUGCAGGCACUUUGUGGGAAUUUUGAAUAAGACCUCUGGUCAGAUGGAAGUAUAUGAUGCUGAAUUGUUCAACAUGCAGCCACUGUUUUCAGAUGAGUCGGCCGAGAGUCAACUCACUCURGAGAGCCAGACCAAAACUUUCAGAGAUAAGAUGGAUUCUUGUAUUGAAGCCUUUGGUACCACCAAACAGAAACGAGCUCUGAACUCCAGGAGAAUGAACAAAGUUGGCAGUGAAUCAUUGAAUCUUGCAGUAUCUAAAGCUGCAGAGAAUAUCAUUGAUAAAAAGGGUGUGGAAGCUCUGGUCAGUGAUGCCAUCCAGGAUGACUCGCAAGACGACUCCCUCUACCUUCCUCCUUGCUAUGCUGAUGCAGCCAAACCUGAAGAUGUGUAUAAAUUUGAGGACAUUCUUUCUUCUGCAGAGUAUGAAGCUCUUAAGAGCCCAUCUGAAGCUUUCAGUAAGAUCACAUCAAAAGAAAUACUGAAGAUAAUUGAAGAGAACAGCCACUGCUCCACUGUUAUAGAAGCAUUGAAGUCUUUGCCAUCAAAUGAAGAGAACCGAGAUCACCAGGCCCGAUGUAUAUGGUUUMUAGACACCCUCAUCAAAUUUAGAGCCCAGAAAGUGAUAAAGCGGAAAAAUGCCCUAGGACCUGGAAUUCCCCACAUCAUCAAUACCAAACUGCUGAAGCACUUUACCUGCUUGACUUACAACAAUGGCAGUUUACGGAACUUCAUUUCAAAUUCUAUGAAGGCGAAGAUCACUGCAUAUGUGAUCAUACUUGCUUUGCACAUAAAUGACUUCCAGAUUGACCUGACACUGUUACAGAGAGACUUGAAACUCAGUGAAAAAAGGAUGAUUGAGAUAGCAAAAGCUAUGAGGUUGAAGAUCUCUAAAAGAAAGGUGUCUCUGGCAGCUGACCAGGAAGAGGAUCACAAGCUGGGCACUCUGUCCAUCCCACUGCCCCAGGUCUCGGACUACCAGUCAAAACGGAGGAGGAUUACCUAGAUGUGUGCCUUCUAGACAGCAUUUUUGGCCACAUCAUAGCCACUGCUUCUGUUCACUUCCAGUUUUAUUUUUAGGAAGAGGAAAAAAGAAGCCUUGUUUUGGCUUGGGAUGAAGCCAGCAUCCUGGUCAUGCCUGGCUUAAGCAGAAAUAUAAAGUGGUGGCUAGAUUGGACUCAAAUUCCCUCUGGUGUUGCUGUGAUGGUGUGUUUCUCAUGUUGGUUCACCUUUGUGGGGAUUUGAAGGGUGGCAUCUAGAAAGUUGGAAUCAAAAGAUUUUAUCAGGCUAAACCCUGAACCAAAUCUAAUGGAUGGAGGUUGAUAAAAGAAUCUGGAAGGGCCAGAGGAGGAGGUGAAGAGGGGGAUCCAGCACAGCGGUGACUGAAGUAGAGGCUUCCAGCUUUAUCCAGAGAGAACUGUGAGUUGCUAGUGUGGUUGGGUUGCCAGACAGGCUGAUUAGGUGGAGCCUAAUCAAGAAGUGAUAACCC